AAUUAAUCUCACAUGAUCCUUCGUUAUAUUUAGAAUUAAAGAUUAAAAUUUUAUAGAAUCAAUUGUGUUGUUUAAAUUACACUAAUCUACUCAUUAAUUAAAACUGCGUUAAAAAUAUAUUUCCCGCCAAUUUGUCAUUGCAGUUGUUAGAUGAUGUGUUUAUGUGAAAAUGUUAAUAUAACAAUAGGUUAAAAUAUGAUUAUUCGUAUCUGUGUAAUUACUUUAAUUUGAAAAUUCAUUAAUUUUUGUGACUUCAGUUUAAUUAUUUUCUAUCUUGUUGACUUAAAUUUUUACUGACGAACUACUUAAUAAAAUAAAUUCUUAAUCCACAAUUGAAUAUUAUUUUUGCAGUUAUAAGAGAGUGUCGGGUUAAAAAUAUUUAGGUAAAACUUUUGUAUUAAACUCAAUUAUGACAAAGACUGUGAAAAGAGGUGCAUUAAUUGUUUUAGAAGGAUGUGAUCGUUCAGGAAAAUCAACACAAUGUACUAAACUUGUGGAAAGACUCAACAGUUUGAAGAUACCAGCUAAAAAAAUUUCUUUCCCAGACCGGACUACUUCAAUUGGGUCAAUCAUAGAUAAAUAUCUUUCUAGAGAAAUUGAUUUGCCAGAUAGAGCUAUUCAUUUAUUAUUUAGUGCUAACCGCUGGGAAUUAGAACCAGAAAUUCGGAAGCAAAUUCAAUCGGGAGUGACCUUAAUUGUAGAUAGAUACUCAUACUCUGGCAUUGUAUUUACAAGUGCUAAAAAAUGUGUUGACCUUGGUUGGUGUUGUGCACCUGAAAACGGUUUACCAAAACCAGAUUUGGUUCUAUUUUUAAAACUUUCAUUAGAAGAAAUGUCAAAGAGAGGAGGAUUUGGAAAUGAAAGAUAUGAAAAUAUUGAUUUUCAAAAUGAAGUAGGUAAAACAUUUGAUAAAUUGACAGAUGAUUUUAUUCAAAUUAAUGCAUCAAAAGACAUUUCAACUUUAACUAAUAAUAUUUUAGAGAUUGUAUUGAAAACUAUUGAUAAUAUUAGUUGUAAACCAUUAAAAGAGUUAAAUUUCAAUGAAAUAAAAGUGAAACAAAGUAAUAUGUAUUAACGCUAAAGAUAGAGAUUAAAUUAUAUAAACUUAAUAAAUUAAUUGUAUAAUUUAAUUUUGACUCAAAUGAAAUAUCUAUUAAAAGAAAAUUUGUUUCUAUUUUAAUUUAAAAUGUUUAAGGCUAUUUUGUGAAUGUGUGUAUUAUUAUAAAUUAUGAAAAUUUUCUAUUUGUAGAACUGAAUUUUUAAGAACAAUUUUGUUUUUUAACUUAAUUGUUGUUAAAACUAUUAGUCAAAUUCAUUAUUUUAAAUUGAUUAUUUAAUUGUAUUUAAAAUUAAUAGUUAUUAUUAGUGGUAUUAAUGUGUGACAUUGAUUUUAAAAAUUGAAAUCCUAAUCAUUAUUCUUUUUUUUAAUGUAAUUAUCUUAAUAUUGUUUUAAGUUAUUUAAAAAUAUAGUGUUGAGUUAAUUAUAUA
Molecule: messenger RNA, 1488 nt
Organism: Daktulosphaira vitifoliae (grape phylloxera)
Lineage: Eukaryota; Metazoa; Arthropoda; Insecta; Hemiptera; Phylloxeridae
Product: thymidylate kinase
Exons: 2
Coding region: 410-1075 (221 amino acids)
Biological process (GO): dTDP biosynthetic process; dUDP biosynthetic process; dTTP biosynthetic process
Cellular component (GO): nucleus; mitochondrion; cytosol
Molecular function (GO): ATP binding; dTMP kinase activity
Source: RefSeq, a predicted model, not a curated record